Molecule: messenger RNA, 1205 nt
Organism: Mya arenaria
Lineage: Eukaryota; Metazoa; Mollusca; Bivalvia; Myida; Myidae
Product: tumor necrosis factor receptor superfamily member 21-like
Exons: 3
Coding region: 167-877 (236 amino acids)
Molecular function (GO): protein binding
Source: RefSeq, a predicted model, not a curated record
GAUAUGGGGAUUUAGGUCAAUGAUUGUUUUUAAAUACAGAUGUGAAGAGAAACUAAUUCAAUCUCGCGUUUGUGUUGGACUAUUAUUGAAAUGUAUUUUAUUUGCGAUUAUGUUUUCAAUAAAUGUUUAAAAUGGACGUUCUAGGAAAUGGCAUACUUUUCUUAAGAUGCGGGACAGGUUUAUAUCCAUACUUACCUGUUUAGUUAUGCUAGGGUUUCAAGUGUCGACGGUUUAUUUGGUCGAGCCGUUGCCAUAUCUUAUAAAAGUUUUAAAACUUCCGUCCAUGUGCGGCCCAGGGAAAUACUUCAAUAACUACAUGAACGGCAGUGGACAAUGCAAGAAGUGUCGACCCUGUGCUAAGGGCUAUGUUGAACUGUCACCAUGUAGUAAGAAUGAGAAUACCAGGUGCCAACUUUGUCCACCAGGGACAUUUAAUGAUAGAAGAAACGGUGUUUGCAAAAACUGCACUGUUUGUGACAAAGGUUUCUUCGUAAGAAGACCAUGCUUACCUUGCAAAGACACAAGAUGCCGCAAAUGUCCUGAAGGGACUUUCUCUGUUGAUGGAACUAGAUGGGCAUGUAACUAUUGUACAACUUGCAGCGAAAUUCAGGACGAAUUCUUACCUUGCACAACGGAAAACGAUCGAGUAUGCAAAGAGAAUAGACAGGUGGACUCCGCACAAUCUGAAGUGAUAUUGAAAGAGGCAAAAGUUGAAGACAAUGUUGAAUUCAACACACAUUCCCGAUUGGUCCUGGUUGCCACUUGCACAGCGAUUUCAUUCGCCUUCUUAAUUGUCCUUCUCGCUUGGACGUUACAAACAUACCGCCGUUUUGCCGACCGGUAUCAGUUGACGCAGUGUCAGAUAUGUGUCCUUUGACACGUGGCCUAUCAAAUUAAUAUUUGUUUUUAGCUUAUUCCUUUCAUGGAAUCGCUCCUCAUUUUCAUAUUCGACAAAGAAACUACGUACUGAAUGUUGAAGUUAAAAUGCUUAUUUUUCUCCGGUGUCUCAAUGAAUGAAUGAUACAUCCAGUGUUUCCAUGAGCUCUCGUUCAUUCGUGAGUGAAGUUUCAUGCCAUAAUGUUUUCGCUGGUUACUGUAUAAAUAUUUAACUCAUCACAUGAAUGCAAUAUUUUCAUAACUGCAUGCUGUUUUCAUUCCUGUGUACAUUAUGAUGAUGCAUUUUUAUAAAAAAAUCUGGUAAAAGA